UAUAUUUAUUUUGACCAUACGAACACGUUCCGAAAUUCGUUAUUUGUUCAUUUUAAAAUCAUUUUCAGUGAUGUUAAUCCACAAAAAGUGUUUAAAGUGUAUAAAGUUCACACAAAAGUCAAAGAAGCGGUUAGAACCAGUCCGUGGAAUACAUUUUUAUGUUAAAAUCAAACAAAUUGGUGUCCUCACGUGUAGCCAUCAAGCGAAUCGUGAAUAGCGUAAAUAAUAAAAAUACCUGUAUGAUAUAAUAGCACAAAAAUUUUAAAACCGAAGCUCUUUUUAAGGAAUACGCAAGGAUGAGCACAUCAUUUUAUUCAGUUUAAAGUUUAAUUUUGUACGAGUAGGUACAAAGACCAUAAAAUAAUCUUCCGAUUUUAGCGCAAACUCUUUGGAAAUCUUGACGUGGUUUGAACUCAAUUUAAUUACGUGGUUAAAAUUAUAGUAAUAUAAAUUAAAAACAGUUUCAAAGUGAUCAUAUUUAAAUCUUGAUUUUUCAUUACUUAACGUAAUUAUAACAAUAGGAGUAUUAUGUAACAUAUGAGUGGUUGUUAGUGAACAGUGGUAGUUAAAAUUUAAAAAGAAAUAUGACAACACUUCGCCAGAACAGAGUAUGCCGGUCACUGUUCAGUCAAUAUGAUCCUCACCUCUUAGACAUCUACAAGGCCGAAAUGGCGUACGGCAUAGAAAGGUUUUUCCUUUUAUCGUACUGUCUGGCGUGCUGCUGGCCGGCCUUAAGCUUCGGCGCUAAAAACAACCUCCGGAUAGUGAAGCAAUGGUCGGAGCUGGAGUUCCGGUUUCCGAGUGACGAAGCAAAACAGCGCGCCUUGGAAAACAGAUACUAUGUCCCCGGGUCAUCGGUGCCGAUCGAUGUUGACGUGCAUCAUAGAAGUGGUGGACAGAUGUCUCGGAUCUUCAUAUCGAACCCUAGAUUCGACGAAGGUCGGCCGGUGACGCUGGGCACGGUGGACGAAGAUGGCCUCAUCAGCGGCUACCCCGACUACUCCUGGCACGACAACCAGGGGCACAACUGUAAUGGGAUGACAUCUGUAUUUAGAGUUGCUAUAGAUAGAUGCAGUAGGCUAUGGGUAAUGGACGCGGGGAAAAUAGGGGAGAACCAGGUGUGUCCACCGCAACUGUUGGCCUUCGACCUCAACAGCGACCGGCUGAUAUACCGACACGUCGUGAACGCUUCCAACUACAUCGCUACCUCAUUGUUCAUCAAUCCAGUGGUAGAUGUACGAGGGGAAGACCCGAAUGAUUGUUCUGACACCUUCGUGUACGUUGCCGACGUGUCGGGCUUCGGCAUGUUGAUAGUGGACGUGAUCAACGAUCGAUCCUGGAGAGCAACGCACAACCUCAUGUACGCGUAUCCCAAUCGUGGUACUUUCACCAUUGAUGGUGAGACCUUCGAUCUAAUGGACGGAAUACUAGGUAUGGCUCUAUCGCCGUACAGUUACGGCCAAGAUCGUUUCCUCUACUUCCACGCACUGGCUUCUACCGUAGAGAACGUUGUGCGCACCAGUGUUCUGAGAAAUGAUUCUCUCAUUUCAAAUUCGAAUGUUAAUCGCUAUGCAAUUAACGCGUUUCCCGAAGAGCGUCCGAACCAAUCAGCAGCCGAAGCAAUGGACAGCAACGGCAUUUUGUACUUCGGACUGAUGGAGCCGCCUGGCAUCUUCUGCUGGAACUCCGCCACCGAGUACUCUCCCCGCAACUUCCACCAAAUCUCUAUUAACAAAGAAACUUUACAAUUCGCAAGUGGAAUGAAAAUAGUCAAAAACCGCAAAGGGGAGGAAGAAUUGUGGAUCAUGACUUGCAGCUUCCAAAGGGUGAUGACUGGUUCUCUCAGUUCAGAUAGAGUUAAUUUUAGGAUACACGCUGAGAAACUCCCAAUUUUAUUGAAAAAAUCAGCAUGCUCGAUGCCUCCUAGCGAAAACUCAAUAGGUUACCACGCUGAGCGUAUUUCUCCGGACAUUCCUUAUUAUCAUUUUAGGUAUGGCGCCGUAUCUUAUUUGUAGAUGUACUGCGGUUAGAUUUGUUGAGAGCUGUACUGUUUUAUGUGGUAUGCCUUGCCAUAUUAUAGAAAUAAUUGUAUUUUUUUUUUGUUAUUGAUACCUACAUAAAAUAUUUCAGACCUUAA
Messenger RNA from Bicyclus anynana (squinting bush brown), 2137 nucleotides. It is a transcript of the gene Y-d, whose product is annotated as protein yellow. NCBI's taxonomy places the organism in Eukaryota, Metazoa, Arthropoda, Insecta, Lepidoptera, Nymphalidae. Gene Ontology annotation, cellular component: extracellular region. Bases 585 to 2015 code for a protein of 476 amino acids. The record is from RefSeq and is a predicted model, not a curated record. The transcript is spliced from 7 exons.